AUGUAUGUGGAUGAGGAUGAGCUACGGGAGCUGCGACGACGGCCGCCAGUUGCUUUUGAAGUGCGAAAUGCGGCGACGAAGGAGGGAGAACUGCAAAGCUGGCACUCACCUGUGCAUGUCCCUCUUUUCCACCGUAAACUGGUGCAGCCGCCAGAGAUUUUCAGAAAAGACCCACCGUUCCGACCCAUUGCGCCUCUGGCACCGAAAAAAAGAAGAUGGCGCGAUAAAGCGGGUAUUCUAUCAGGUAGAGCGGCACAUAAUCUCACAAAGCUGACACCAAUGACUAUUCCAGCGCCAGAAGCUCGAGACCAGCUCUCCGAUCAGUACCUCUCAGGCUUUGAAGACGCUAUCCUUUUCUUCUUACAUGUCAAGCACAAGCACGACGUCCUGUACUUCAAGCGAAAGACUGCGAGAGGAGGAAAAAACGCCGAGCAUACGAAACUCUCUCUUGGAUUGUCCUCAGCACCUGCAAGUACAGGGAAAUAUAUGCCGUACGACUUGGAACGCAUCGAUGAGAUGCCUAGAUCCGGUGCUGGCGACUAUUUCAUGAUGACUUCUUCGUCCCUCGUGCACCAUACGAACAACAAUGAUAACGACGUAUCGGGCGAGGUGAUCCCGUUGUCGCAAUGGAUUAUGGAGAGUAAGACGUUCUCUCUGCUUCUCGCUGGGAUUCCUCUUUUUCAGAAGUUUCUCGUAAGGAAAACCUUUAUGGGAUGGGUGCGUGCGAUUCGCAUGACCAUCUACCGCGACAACUGCAAGCGUGUCGCUCAAUGUCUGCCCUUCGCACGUCACUCUUUCGUUCGAUCGAUACUGCAGUCCAGUCGCACUCUUCGUGAUAUCCAGAAGAUCCGAUCGUUAACCUUACCGACCACUCGACCCGCAGUGGGUCUCGUUACAGUCCAAGAACACCAGAAAGAACACUUAGCAAUGGCGGAAAUGAGCCUGAUCGAUGCGAAGGAAAAGCUUCUCAGUCUUAUGGAGGAAACGGUGCAAAAAAUCUACGACGAGCUGAAUCCCCCGACCAAUUUGGACAGCGCUGAAGCCGCCGCGUCUGUCCGAAGUAAAAAAACUAACGCCAAGUGGAAAUCGGUCCCUAUAGCUGCUAUGCGUCAGCGUAAAGCCGCCCUCCGACGCCAAAAAGACGCAGCAACGCACGACAUUUCGUUGCUGGAGACGUACAUUCGCGUGAUGGAUUAUAUGUUCACUGAAAGCCUCUACUUGAUGCUUAUUGGCUGUAUUCGGCACUUACGCGACCAACUCUCUGCUGAGGAAAGCUUAGGCACUCUUUGUGCGGCAGUGACGAUCGUCGGGGACUCGCUCGACCUAACGCCAUCGUUUGAGCAGACUAAACACAUUUUCUUGGAUGGAAUAACGCGACUCACUCGUCUGGUGAGCAACUUCCACUUCACUAAGAACGCUGCGACGUGGAGUAACAACCGAGGCACGGGGUUGUUAGCCGUCGUUGUCGAGUCUUUCGAGUCCAGCGACUUGUUCUCCUCCGAGUUCGACUUGCAAUCCGUUGUCAGAAAAGACCCCAAAAUUGACAGAGUCACGAAAGAACUCGUCUCAGAGUUGGCGCUCUGGUUUGAUCGGGCUGCUCAACAGAUGCUCGCAUUUGAGUCUUUACGUGUCAUUUCUGUCGAGGUCCAAUCGGCGCAAAUGCAGCGAGGAGAUGACCAAACUGCUGGAUACGUCCAGCCUUUUCUCACUCGACUGAUCGGAGUUUCUGGUGGCGAACUCUCGCGAUUCUUAAAGAGUAUUUCUCACCGUCUCAAUGUUCUCGAUCGCUCGCAACAUGCCUGUCAGAAAGUGCAAUCGAGCUGGAAAGUGGGGUUUCUGGAAAUUCAGUGCCGCGAUUCCAUUGCUAAAAUUCUGGAGCUCAUUUCUCAGGAACGCAAUUCACUGCUUGGAAAGCUUCACGCACUGGCGAGCGAAGGGGUCGCCGAGUGCGUCAGUGCGCUGCAACGAGCCACGGUACUAUUGGAGGAUCGGCCGCAACUAAUUGAGUUUUUCUGCGAGCAAAUGAAGCAAGUUCGACUGCUAAAAGAAGGAGAAAAACAGCUGAAUCAAAACAUUCGCAAUGUGGACGAGACUGUUCGAGCCUUAAAGCGCUUUGCACCUUCGCUGGGGUCGGACGUGUCUCCUCAACACAACGUUAUGCACCAGUUCGUAAGCAAAUACACAGCGCUCACCCAGUCGCACGCCAAGUUUGCAGCUAAAGUUCUGCCCAAUAUCACAUACCAAGUCAACUCUGCGCUGCAGAAAUAUUCAUCACGAUGCCAGAACUUACUGAAAAUGUACGAUGAGUUCUCUACUAUGGAAGAGCAGGAAGACAUGGAGAAGAAUGUGGGGGGUUUCCAGGAGGCUAUACGUGAGUUGUCAGGGAUCGAGAAAGCCACAAAAUUGUAUCAGGAAUACCAGAAAAUGGUCGGACUAAAAGUGGUGGAGAUCCCGUCGUUGGCCGAAGCGAUGGCCAAGUGGGGCGAGGUACGCGAGCUCGUCAAUUUUACGUUACAGUGGCUGGCUGCGAUCGACUCAAUGGAGAAUGGAAUUUUCAGUGAGCAAAACUGGGAAAGCCACGCUGACAAAGUUCACAGUUUCUUGCCAAUUAUUCGAGAACUUCAAAGUCGGGAGCGCGCCGGGUUUGCGACAAAGCUGCUGGUUAAUACCCACCAAGCCGUGAUCGAUUACUUGAGAAAGCUCAGUUUGGUGAAGGAAAUGGCGCAGCCCUGGGUGAAAAUUCACCAUUGGAAGGAGAUUUUGAAGCUCAUGAACAUUCUCAACUACGUGUCGAGUAUUGGCGUGUUGCUAACAGAUGGGUAUACAGCUACGUUAGGGUUUCUUCGGAGUCGAGACUUGUGGAGAUAUGAACUGCAGAUUCGAGAAAUCACACAGAAGGCGCAGCACGACGCAGUGACGGAGAAGAAACUCAACGAGAUGAAAUGUCGACUAGAGGACGCGGUGCUCCCCAUAAUUCGAGUGCUUGACUCGUAUGAACUUGAUCUUCCGCGGGCGAUUCAUCUGCUGGGAUCAUUUGAGGACGAUCUGCUUACCAUUCAAUCACUCGCGCAAGUCACAGCGUCGAGUUCUCUCCAGCUGCAGCUCGUGCAAUGGCGUGACGAAGCUCGUCACUGCGAAGAAGUGCUGGAUAGAUGGAUCGCAAUCCAGAGAAGUCGCACUAAACUGAGUCUGCUGUUCUCGCUUCGAGAUGUGCAGCAAAGUGUUACAGACGCGUCAUUCGAGUUCCAGGCCAUCGAUCGCAAAUGGAGAGGCAUGAUGCACUCAGCGAAAGGGACGGCGUCGUUGUCUAUCUGUCUACGUGAAGUGGUUACGAUUGGCUUCCUUGUGGGAGCUCAAGCUUCCCACGCGAAGUUGUGGCUUCAAUUGGGAACUUAUCUGGACGAGAAGCGAAAGUAUUUUCCUCGUUUUAGUUUCCUGUCCGACCACGAUUUAUUCCAGCUAAUUAUCUACGCUCGAGAUCCGCAGCAUCUUGCUCGAAUGGUCUCGAAAUGCUUUCGAGGAAUUGACUCGCUUCGACUGAGAAGGACGACAAUAGACCUACCGGUAGUAAACUCUUCCGCAUCUCUCGGCAGUGGCAGCAAUAUCGAGAUUAGUGAGGAGAAGACAAAAGACGACGUGCCCGUCUCUAAUCUUCAGGCAGGAGUUGACAUCGACGCCAUUUACGGCACAGCAGUAGGGGAAGAGUUGCCGAUCAAGGCCUUGCGCGUCAGUGCGAGCCCCCAAUUCUGGCUGAAAGAGCUGGACGAGCGUGUGAGAGUAGCUAUGAUCGAGGCAGUCCAUGGUGCCAUGAAUGGGAGCAUUGUCAGCCUAUUUGAAGACAAUCUGGAGUCACUGGUCAAGCCUCGUUCAAGCGCGUUGAAAAAGCGACUGGAGCCACGUGCUGACACUGGACGAAGUGGGGAUAAACUUUUAUAUACGACUGAGUCGGACGCACAGAUUACUGCAGUGGACGGUCGGGCGUGGCAAGACUAUCCCCUUCAAGUCGUGAUACUCUGCGUCCACAUCCUCGUCACUCACGAACUCACCCCGUUAGUUCGACUCGAUCGUUCAGGUGGAGCAUGGCAGCGCUUCUGGCAGCAGUUUCAGCAGAAAAAGUCAAAUUUGAGUGAGCAUAUUGCACGUCGAACCUCAAGUCCAAGAGAGCUCUGGGUUGCGAGCUCCAUCUUGACUCAACUGCUCAAUAAAUCACAGGAAAUACGAGAAUUAUACGAGGACCAACCAGUUGCAAUCGUCGGCCAGUCGGUCGAAGCUGCUGCUGAUCAAACCGAAAGUGACGUCUCUACUCACCAUUUCAAUUGUGCAACCGGGGAUUCUUUUUCGUGGACGAAGCUACCGCGGUAUCACUACGAUCCGUUCGAGCAGAAGUGUAUCAUUCAUCACUCACAGAAGACAUACCAGUACGAGUACUCAUUUAUUGGUAGCUACACGUGUCCAGUGUUGAGUCCGCUGUGCAAUCGAACGGUGUUAGCGAUGAGCUCCGCGUUAUCCCUUGAGCACGGACUGCUAGUGCAUUCUUCAAGCAGCGGUGGAGGUACCAGAAAGCGGACACUUGUGAGGGAUCUAGCAGCAAUGGCCGGUCGGGAAUGUAUCGAAUUUGACUACUCGAAUGGGCUCACUCUCACUCAUUUUAAGAGAAUUCUGCGAGGUGCUCUUCAAAGCAACUCGAUGUGGCUUUUGUUUUCCGGGGUCGAAGUAUCCAGCGCGUUGAAGGUCUUCGCACACGAGAUGAACCAGAUCGUGGACGCGUUACGAGCGCGUCAGAGUUCCCUCGUUCUAGAUGGCUCUCCAGUCGACAUCACGAAUAAUGAGCUGGCUGUUGUAGUGACUUGCUCGCUUGACUACCAACUCUCUCACCACCAGCAGGUUCUCGUGCAUCUCUCAAGCUGCUUCGCUCCAGUUUCCUGUCCGAGUGUACAUUCGGAGUUCAUAGUGGAGGCUCUACUGCUGGCGAACGGACUCAAGGACUGGAAGCAGCUCAGUGAAAAGCUAGAGGCGUUGUUUUGCCUCCUCAUGGACGACUCUGCACCGUAUAUUAAGGAUUUGUCGCUACACAAGCUCACGUUGGCUUUCGCAAUAGUCCGAAACGCUACACUUCGGUUGGACACAAAUCCGUGGCAAGCGGCUGAAAAAUCCCUCGUAGCUGCGCUCUGGGAUGAAAUCCACUCUAGAGUUCUCCCAGAGCGACGCCUGGCGUUUCUGAAAUGUAUUCGUACCGUGUUCCCGCAUGCAGUAGAUCUGGAGAUAAACGCUUUUGGAAUGCUGGCUCUACGAACUCCAACUCGAAAUUCUGCUACGGUUUCUUCGGACCUUUGGGAGAAUUCAGCAGCUGAUGAAGAUGCCGCACUGCCGUCGAGUGAAAGCGACGAAGAAGAUGGAAACCACGAGCUGAAACUUGUGAAACUGAGAAUUGAAACGGCGAUUUCCUCACGUCGACUGAGUGCGAGCGAGUUCUACGUUCGCAAACUCCUCGAACUGCACCAAAUCGUGUCGAAAAAGGUCUUCGUGGUCGUCGUCGGUCGUGGAAUAUGCGGUAAAUCCACUGCUAUCAACGUUCUCAGCUCUGUGUUCGCAGGCAAAGUGUCCAGUUCGGAGAGUGCGCUCUUCGGAGAUCCAGACAGGAAGCUUCGAACUGUUCGCGUAUACACAGAGGCUUUCAACUUGAAAGACGUCUACGGAGAGGCGACGGGGGACUCUACUUGGGAGGAUGGCUUCUUCAUCCACUUCUUUCGCCAGAAUUGCGUCGACGUCUCCAUCGACAACUCUCUAUUCGUACCUGAAGAUACUGCAGCUAAGUGCUCGCUGGCGCCUGCGUCGUGGAUUGUUUUCGACGGUGUACGAGACGCACCCACUCUACUGGAGCCUCUCCGCGGCCUGCUGAAGACUUCUCCAAAAGAAACCAAGAAAAUGACGUUACCGAAUGGAGACCAAUUGGAAUGUACACAUGAAAAGCUGCGUAUAUUCUGCGAGGUCGAGAGUCUUGAGCACUGGUCGCCAACUUGUCUAAGUCGCUGUGGCUUGGUCUACAUGCAGACGGAGCACAUGGUGCCUUACACUGUCCUAAUAAAGAGCUGGUUACAGCAGCAACAACCCAAACGUAAUCGCUCGAGCUUAGCGCAUCUGACCAGGUUCCUCGAACCAACUAGUGAGUUUGUGGUCAAGUUGAUGAGAACGCACCUGCCUUCGAUUUUGGGCGUUUUCAAGCGGUAUUUCCCUUCUUUUCUCGAGUGUUCUGUCACUCAUGGAGUCGCGAAUAUGCUGCAAGUUUUGACUCCAUUCGUCGCAGAGAUCGCUAAAGGGGUAGUGGAGGACGACGCCGAGUGGAUGGCCGACGCUGGAGUUGCUGUGGCGUAUGCUGCGACGAUUUCUCUCGGUGCGAUCCUCCCACGUCGUGCCAGGAUGGAGUUCCACCUCGCCGCUACCAAAAUCGCACCUCACUUGCAAAAAGAGCAUCCGAUCUUCACUUUUGACUGCUCUGCUACACUUUUUGACAGCGGGAAACCCACAACUCGUCGGAGCAGCUUCGCGUAUCAAUCAGAGUUCCCUCGUCGAACCAGCGCAGUACUGAAAGCGCGAGGACGAAUUGUAACCAGUCAGGACACGGAAGACUCUGACGGUGAUGAUGAAAUAGUGGGAGACACGUCCGCAAUCACCAGUCCUCUCUCGGUAAUUUACGUGCCCACGGCUGCUACCGUUAGCUGCAGUGCGUGGCUCAAAAUGAUAGGACUAGCCAAAGCUAAUGCGUUUGUCGUUGGUGAGUCUGGGGUCGGCAAGACGCUCGUGAUGGAGAAUUGCUUACGACAACUCGGUCAAAAAGAGCGAGUGAGUGCCACUGCUGUGCAAGUUAAUUAUACUACAACUGGCUUUGAUAUCCAGAGAGCGAUUGAGAGUGGGAUGACCGGCAAACUGAAAGGCGCUCACUGUCCUGGAGUCGGUAAGCGAUCGUUGGUGCUUCUACUGGAGAAUGUUAAUCUCGACACCCAGGGCUCGUCGAUGCAAGUGAAUGGGCCGUGUUCUGCAAUGAUUCGACAGGUUCUCGAUGGGAAGGGAAGUUUCAUCAAGUCGACGAAAGAAUAUGUGGAAUUCCGAGAUCUGGCAGUUUGGUGUUCGUUUUCACUAUCGAAACUCGGAUAUCCUGGCGUCCCUACUCGAUUAUUGCGGCACUUUCACUUGAUGUGGCUUCCAGACCAGACGGACCACAUUUUCGCUCAAGUCGCCCCAAUGUUCACGAGCUACUUCAGAAGACGCUACGAAAGUUCAUUCGGAGAACUGACCAGCGUCGUUUAUCGUCUGCAACAGUUCCCCAUUCAAAUGUUCAAGCGAGGAAGAAAACUGUGGAAACCAUCAGCUGUCACGCCUCACCUGCUCUUCAGUGUUGGCAGCGUCCUCUCGGUCUUCCUCAGUAUCAUGAAUGCUUCAUUAUCACGCGUCCCUGCAGAUCCAGCAACUGAAUUCGAGCUUCUAACCUUGUAUUUGACCUUACAGCUCCAUCGAAAUCGAUUUCUCGAGCAGGAGAACCGAAAUGAACUCCAAGCUGCAGCGUUCCGAAUCGCCAAGAAGCUCGGAUUUAGCUCCCAGAGCUUGGCAUUUCUACGAUCGCCUGAAGAAUUUUUCUUUGCUGAUUGCGGAGACACGGACGGGAUCACGAGGAUAAACGCGAAGACUCUCGCGGCCUUUUUCGUUGCAGGGGAGGAGCGAUUUCACUGGAAUAGAAAAACCUCGUUGAAAGCCGAGUGUUGUGCUUCUGGACCAGAAUCUGGCGACCUCAGUCCUCGCAAGUCUCGAAGUAAAGGUAUACGACCUGACAAUCAUUUCCCGACCCCAGGAAUCGUCCCCAAGUCGCCGAAUAUCGUCAACGACAAAGCGGUCGUGCGGCGAUCCUCGUUAACAAAUUUAGCGUUGAAAAGUGGUCUCCCAGGCGAGAAAGUGGCCACUUGUUUGUCGUUUUAUCAGUUGCAGAAUACUCUGGACGUCUACAGUUUCUUGCAAAGUGGGGCUCGACACUUACUGCUCAGUGGCUCAGAUACUGCUGAUCGACGCAGCACAACAAUGGUGGCAUGCGGGACUCUGUCCUUCCGGCUCCGUGAAAUUAGCGCUGAAUUGCAAAUAUCCGUUUUUAUCGAGCACGUUAAGAGUAUUGUACUCGAUGCAGGCCUCAAGGCGACGCAGACAGUCUUGUACGUUGAGUACGAGGACCUGGACGCGGAAGAAGUGGCACUUUUAGUGUAUUUAAUUCGUCAAGACGAUCUCCCCUCGCACGUUUAUUCCUCGGCUGACAAAGUGAAGCUUCACGCUCUUGGUCACCAACCGAAGGGGCGACCAACUUGUCCGCCAGCCAACCGAGCUUCCUUCUUACGAGGAGUGACGUCUGAAAAGGAAAAAUUAAACGUUGGAUCAAAGAAAUCCGCGCAGUCGCCAGCGCAUUUACAGACAAUUUUUCGAGAAAACGUGAGGAGAAGUCUCUACGUCGUUUUAUCCGUCGGGUGCAAGCGUAAAUUACUCGAAUUCAUGACGCAGCAGCCGUGUGUUUACUACCGAUUUGUGUCCAAGACUUUCCCACCGUGGCAGGAUGCUUCGGCUAAAGAGAUCUGCAACAAUGCACUACAAGAAUGGGAGCAGCUGCACGAUGGAUUUGAUCAGCGGUUGCCAUCUAUGGCCUCGCGCGCAAGAAGAUUCGGUGCUGUAGCCACGCGACUGGAUGAAAUGCUACGAGUUUUUAAAAUUCUGUUCGCAUUUCACUACAAGAAACUGGACAAACAACGUCAAGAUUUGAGAAAAGUACUAAGUUUUCUGACCAAGCGGUUGACGCAGACAAAUGUGCGCGUUGCGAAGGAGGAAACGAGCGAAAUUGCUCAAAGCGACGCCAGCCAAGCUGUCGUGGACUUCGCAGCACAGCUCUCAGCUCAAGAAUCCGUCGAGAAAGAGGCGAGGCGGCUGUUUCUACUUGAUGAAGAGCGUUGUGCUAAAAUCCAAGGUGAGAUCGAGAUGAAACGCGCCAGUAUCCAACGCGAAUUAUCCAAGACAUUGCCCGACGUACAAGAAGCUACCGAGGCGCUGUCCCAGAUCAACAAAUACCACAUCGUCGAGAUGAAAUCCUUCACGAAUCCACCGCAGCUCGUACGUUUAGCCAUGCAAGCGGUUUGUGUCCUGCUGGAUGUUCCACCGACUUGGAGUGAAGCGCUACGGAUUCUCGCAGAUAUUCGCUUUCUGGAUCGUCUCCGGAACUUCGACAAGGAUCGGAUUGAUCCGUCGCUCAUGGACCGAGUCAGGUUUUACGUGAAUCAUCCGGAUUUUUCAAUGGAGAACAUGAGACGCGCUUCUCUGGCGUCAACUACACUCUGCAAGUGGGUUUUAGCUUUGGUCAGAUACUUUGAAGCGAUGAAACGCGUGGCUCCGACGCAGCAAUUGCUCGAGGAAAUCGAGCAGAGUUACCAUGUUGUCGUGCAGAGAGCUGAAGCCGAGAAGAGAAAACUCGUGGAUAUCGAGAUCCAUUUAUCGGAACUUCGCGUCCUUCACGCCGUGAAAACCCAGCGAGAAGCGGAACUCCAACGAACACAAGAAACGAGGCAGCGCUUCAAGUCGUCGGUCACGUCGUUCGGUCAAGUGAUAAAGCGAUGGCACGAUGUCACAAAAGAACGACUGGAAUCUGUUGAAAAGCGGCGAGAAAAUCUGCUAUUGGAUUGCGUGUUUGUAGCCACUCUGAUCACUUUUGGAGCUGAAAAAAGUCAUGGAAAUCGAGACAAGCUCGUUUCUCAGUGUCAAGAAGCAAUUCGAGCCAACUUAUCUUCGUAUGCAAUGGCUGUCGGUAUACCGACGAUGAUACUAGAGCUGAGCGUUUGCUACGAGUCUUUUCCUCAUGGAUCAGAUCCAGCAAGUGUGUUUCAAGAUUCCGUUCCUCGUAGAUCCUCUAGACCGCGGGGCGUCAUGGAUUAA
Molecule: messenger RNA, 9951 nt
Organism: Phytophthora infestans T30-4
Lineage: Eukaryota; Oomycota; Peronosporomycetes; Peronosporales; Peronosporaceae
Product: dynein heavy chain
Exons: 9
Coding region: 1-9951 (3316 amino acids)
Biological process (GO): microtubule-based movement
Cellular component (GO): dynein complex
Molecular function (GO): dynein intermediate chain binding; dynein light intermediate chain binding; minus-end-directed microtubule motor activity
Source: RefSeq, a predicted model, not a curated record